CGAUGUGAGAACCCUCGCACCAGGACCCUUGAGGCACACCCGGGAGCAAAGAGACGCGUCGGGCGUUCCCAGUCGAGGCGUUCCCCCGACCGGUGGCCACUCCAAGGUAAGCCCCUCUCCAGGGACCCUCUCCAGCCUCGAACAUGGACGUCGGCGCCGCGGGUGCCCCGCCAGGGCCGCUCCUCUCCGGAGGGGCCGUCGCGUGCCCGGUCUGCACCCUCUAUCUGCGCGAGGGCAUCAGCCUGCAGCGGCACCUUGACACGCACCCCAAGGAACAGGUCAUAGAGGCCCUCAUAAAGGCCAGCACCGGCACACCCCAGACCUUGGCGCAGCCUCCUCAGCCACCUCCGCAGCCACCUCCGACUCCCUCGAUGCAGACCUCCCCGGGCGGGCCGCAGGUAACCCAGAGUCCGCACGUCUCCACGCAGUCUCCGUACCCCAUAGGUCCCGUCUUCGAGUGCCCUCCCAUCGGCACGAUGAUGCCGCCACAGUUUGCCUCGUUCAGCUACCAGCAGUUCGUCAAUAAUGGCACCAUGAUGAUACCACAGUACGCAAUGGCUCCACAAGCCAAUCAGAUGAUGCAGAUGCUGUAUAACCCGUACGGCAUGUAUCAGCAGCAGCAGAUCCCUACGGUACAGAUGAUCUCGCCUAUCGCGACCAUUCCAGCUGCCACAACUAGGAUCAGGCCCGUCAUGACGGGGGAGGAUGGUGGAUCGAGGAGCACAGGGUCUGUCGGGGGAGGCGAGCCUAAGCAGAUUCUUCCGGAGAUCCUGCCGGAAUCGGAAACGGAGACGGAGAGAGUUCUGCCGGAUAUCGAACUUCCCUCUAGUCCAGUCCCCCAGGAGGAGAUGUCGGGGAGGCUGGAAAACGUCGAGGUGUCCACAGUUCAUGUGGAGCAUCGAGGGCAACAGACGCAGAACUCCACCCCUCAGGAACAAAUGGGACGGGAGAAUGAGUACAGGGAUAUGACGGAAUCCAUCAUGGUGGAGAAUCAUAUGGUGGACGACAGUAAAGCCGAAAGCGUCCUGCCGGAUAUCGAAGACAACGACGACCCCAUGGGGAUGGUGUCUACCGAAGUGCAGUGCAAGCAAGUGCAGUAUGAACGUGCCAGAGAGCAGCUACUUCCCCAGGAGUACGAGAGCGAGGACAAGAACGACGCCGACGGGGUCACGUCGCCGGUCAUCGACGUGGAGAACGAGGAGGAAAAGACGGAGAGCAGCUCCUCGGAGAGGAGCGACGCGGUGGACACCGUAUGUAUACAGUUACAGGUGGCAAACGAGGAAGCGCCGAAGGAGACGAACCAGCCAGAGGUUGAGCAGCUGGAGAGACUGCUGAUCACCAUCAUGGAGUCCGAAUUCAACACCACCCAGGCUCAGGAAAAGGCAACUCCUGGAUCCAAGGAUUACGAGGAGGACCUAGAGGACAAGUCGAUGCUGGACCAGGAGGAAAUCACCAUCGAGAAGACGGUGAUCCCGGGUGACGUGGCGCAGGACAACUGCGAUGCCUUGACCUACCCUGAAGUCCAGGACAACGAGAGGCCCGACGACGCCGAUGACGGUGAUAGGCAGUCGAUGUUGCAGCUCUGCGUUUACGUCAGGGAGGAGAAUUUCGACCAGACCUAUCGGUAUAAACACAGCCUGUCCGCCCCGGCGUCGCCGGUUUUGCCGAAGAAGUCACACAGGACGUACUCCGUCCACGCAGAAUUCGGGUUCAACGAGAACCUUACGAUCUACCCGAUGGGCUUCGAUGCAGCUGCACUGCACGACGAAGAGGACGACGAGGACGAUGAGAAAAACGACAUGGAGGACAACUUCGACGAGGAGGACAUGGAGAUCGAAGAAAUCACCAGCCCUCACACUCCGUACGUCAAGCAGAGCGAGGGUUCAGAUAGAGUUAGAUCUCAUACUCCUCUGUCGACGAUCAGUGGCAUCUCGGUGCUGAGAGUGCGCACCGACUUGAGCAAGCCUUGCUCCCCAGCGUCGAUGCACUCCUUCUGCCACCUGGACACCGACAGUGUGAGUCAUGACGAGGAGAGCAACGACACCAACCACGACCUGUCUGCGGAGAAGGACCCCAUUGAUUGCUCCCACCUGGAGCAUGAAGCGAAGGUCACCAGAGAUGAGGUUACCGAAUGCACGAACAGUACCAAGGAAUUGGAGACAGUGAGAGCGUACCAUCAGUCUGUCAUCACCGAACACCAGAGCUCCUUCCCAGUGAUCCAUUCGCAGCCACCCCUUAUCAUCCAGGACACGUACACAAUGGGAAGUGUCAGGAGCCCGCGUAACCUUCUCAAUCUGUCGGAGUCCACAGACCCAACAACGAGCUUCGAGUCGAAGAACUUCCAGCCUGGAAAGUCGAUCCUCCAGAAACCUACCACGGAGCUUCUGAACAUCAACGAGGAUGCCCACGCGGGACCGAUGAACGUCUUUGAGUUCGACGGUCUCCAGAUCUUAGUUCCUAGUACAUUUAUAAGCGAGUCGUCCCAGAAGGCAGUGAGUGCGACGAGCCAGCAGUCGAUGGCCAGCAGCGAAGGUGGUGCCGGGAUAGACGAGGAGGUUAAAAGUGUCAACAUGAGGGCUGAUGAGACAAUGCCUCCCAGGGGUGAGCUGUCCGAGCAGGAGAGUAACGGCUGUACGGAACAUUCGGCAUGGCAGCUCUACAUGGGCCAAGAGUCAUCUCGCAUGUCCACCUCGUACGACCUGAUGGCAAGGGAGAGCUGGGAGGAGUCCGAGGGUUCGGACAACGAAAUUGGCGGGCCUCUGCUGGACAGUCGUUCGCUGGCGACCCACUUCACCUCCAGCCUGUUCUUGGAUCGGGAUCGAAAGACCCCGACGAAGCGUACGUACAAGUGUCCCCACUGCAGCGAAGUGUUUGACUGCCCUAAGGAACGCAGAGUCCAUGCUACAACGGUGCACAAGGAAGCAGGGCCCAGCAGCAGUCGAGACCCCACUGAGCAGCCCGAAGUGAAGGACAUCAAACUGCUGGACGGUCGUAUGAACGUCUUCGAGGACAUCUUCGUGCCAGGGCUGCACAUGCAACAAACGUACCACCAGCAACCCCUUCUGCACCAGCUGCAGCCUCCGCAGCAGCAGGACCUGUCAAAGGGCGACGCCGACCGGAAGAUCGACAGCCUCGUCAUACCACCUGUCGUCGAGGUGACCUGCACCAUGUGCAACCAGAGAUUCAGCAGCGAGAAGUCUCUCCAAAUACACCACCGGAGGAUGCACGUCAACGAAAUGGCGAAACGAGUGCGCGACACCGCCAAGUGUCAGAUUUGCAACGAAGAGUUCCCUUCGGUAGUGCUUUUCAACGCUCACCUGAAGAUCCACCCUCUGGAGUGCAGCCAGUGUGGCAAGUACUUCUACAGGAAGCAGAACUUUAAGCUCCACAUGAAACGUCAUCUGGGUAUCAAGCCAUUCCCUUGUACGGUCUGCGAUAAGGCCUUCCUAACCAAGCAGAAGCUCGACGAGCACACAAAUGGCCACACUGGAAAUGCUCCGGUCAAGUGCAACCUCUGCAACGAGACCUUCCGCAGGUAUUCUAAUCUCACCCAGCACAAGAACAGGCACCACUUGAACAUAAAAAAAAAACUUAAGGACUAUAUAUGCCACUGCGGUGAGGUGUUCCAUACCAAGAAGAAGCUCGCCUGGCACAAGGAGACUCACGAUGAGAAGCCCAAGGCGUGCACCUACUGCAACGAGAGGUUCAUACACAUGGCUAGUCUGACUCGGCACAUGAGGCGAGCCCAUAACAGGAGAUUCGUCCCUGAUGCCCAGAGGGAGAGCGAGAACGUGGAGUGUCCGAUUUGCAAAUGCAUUUACCUGCGCUCCUCCCUUGCCGUGCACAUGCGAGUGCAUAACGGGGAAAGGCCCUACGAGUGUCAGGUGUGCUCGAAGGCCUUCAGCACCAAGUGGAACUUGCAACUUCACAAGUGGACCCACGCGGCCCGUAGUACUAAGCCGUUCAAGUGUAAUCAGUGCAGCGCCGCGUUCUACCGACACAGCGACUACACCGCCCACAUGAACUCCCAUCGCAACGUUCGGCCGUACACGUGCAAUUACUGUGGCGCCCAGUUCAUCCGGAAGUACAACUGCCUAAGACACGUUAAGGAGCACGAGGAGAACAAGGCGUAUACCUGUGACGUGUGCAACAAGACUUUCCACCGCUCUUAUUACCUUAAGGAACACCUGCGCGUACACUCGGGCGCCAGGCCGUAUACUUGUCACAUCUGCGGCAAGUCGAGUAGCACCAAGUCGAACCACAAUAAGCACGUUAGGAUCCACCAUGCCCGCGAGCCUGUAAAUACGGAGAAUUAAUUUCAAUCUUUUGGCUUGGAUUGAUGAGUCUACGAGGCUUGGACUCUGUCUCGGAGAAUUUUGUACGCGGGUUGAGACGAGGAACACGUCGAUGAUCGCUUCGGGGUGAAAAGGAGGUUGUGUUUGGAUCAGUGGUUUGUGUCGAGAGUACCUUUCGGUGAGUUGGUCCAGUGGCUGGUCCCAUUAAUUAAUCGACCGAGGACUGUAGGAUUAGGCCUCGAUUAAUUAGUUCAUGAGAUUAGAUUUAGAGUCUCCUUUAAAUGUGCAUUACGUAAGGGGUUCUAUUUUCAAACUGACAUCGGGGCGAUCGUUGACGAAUGUAGUCUUAAAGCGUAUGGGGUUCAGUAAGUACAAGUCUCGUUUCUUUUUAAUAGGCACGCUCGUCCGUUCGCAUGAUCGCAUCGUGAGAAUCUCGACGACCGGCCCAUUUUUAUUGAACGACUAGAUAAUUCCAAACGAAUUGAUUCCACCUAACCUAACCUUGACGGCCGAGAUGCCGUCAAGGGGACGUGCUAAGUUCUGUUAGCGCCUCGCCGUUAUUGUUUUGAUUACGUUUCUUGACAAUCGACGCUUAUCAGUCAUAAAAUGACGGCACUGUUUUAAGCCAUUUUCUUUAUGGUGAAUUUUAUAUAUACAUCUAGAGACCUAUCUAUAUAUAUAUAUGUAUAUCGUAACAGAUAUUCUUUUAACGCCUGUCUGGUGACUUUCUCCAUGCACCUGCUUUAUGAGUUCUCGACGAGAUGCCUUCGAAGGCGCUUUUACACUAAAAUUGUUAGUCGAUAGUUAGUCUUGUUUGAGCUUGGAACGUCGAAGGUUGGAACGUUGGUUCGCAGUUCAUGGAUGGGCAUGCCGAAGGGUUAGGGAUCGAGAACUAGGCAAAUAUUUUUUCCUUUCGGAACACUGAUUCCACGCAAUAAUUAAUACCCUUAGCUUCGUAUCGCUUGGACCUGUACAAUCAUAGUAAGAGUGCGAAGGCCCGUGAUGUGAGUCCGGGGUUGGAACCUUUUGCACUUGCAUUGACAAUGCCUCGGUUGACUCGAUGGCUGACGAGUUCGAUCAUCCUCGAGCUGGAGUCGAAGAGAAGUGCUAGUUUGUACAUAAGCGACUGGUGUGUUCGCUUGCGACUUAUCUCUCACCUAGGAAUGCGCAGUCGAGUCGGACUGCUUGUGUUUUAUCCGCAAUAUUUGCGGAGCGUAUUUCUCGAAUUCGAUCGGCGAAGUGCAUCGAGGCGGAGCUCGAGAAUCGGUCCGUCGUCGAGUGCACCGACGGGACGGGCUUUUAGGGUGGGUUCUAUUAUUUUUUUUUGUGUUACCGUCCUGAAACUCUGACUUCCGAGACCGCAGAACCACUUAUGGUAAUUGAGGUUAGGGGUGCUCGUCGACGGGGAUGCAAAAUAAAAAACGAGUUGUUAUUACUCAAGUGGGGCACCGCCCGUCUCAGGACGCGGAGCCCACGCAGUGAAACACGUUUGCCAACUAAUAGUAAUUAAACAUUGCAUAGAAGGUAAUUAACCUAUCGAUACUAUACGGAAAAAAAAUAUUAAACUCUUUUAUGUGUCAAUCGUUGUAAGUGGUUUUUUUUUACAAUGACUAUUUUACAUGAGAGGUGCGAGGGAGAGUGUCGCGAAUCAGUGUCCAGUGUAAUAAGUGUGCCGGCCCGUAUUUAUUUGCGUUCAAUCACUCGCGCAACGGGCCUAUCGAUUACUACUAUUACCUAUCUACUAUAACAUAAUAGUUACGGAUCUUAGUUGUUAUUCUUCUAUAUUUAUAUACUUUGCAAUGUAUGAAGUGAUCUUUAUUGGUAAUUCCAAUAUCAAGACUGAUCGAUGUUGGUUCUUUGUACCGCUCCCUGGUACGUUUCGAUGUACCGAGCUGUUUCCUCACUUUUCGUUCUGUGAGGUAAUUGCGAUAGUUUGCACGUUUUGCAAACUUAAAUUAAUUGUAAUUAGUAAUUCAGUACCUAUCGAAAGUAACGUGAAGAUGCCUUCUAGGAAUCGCUGAUCAUUUUACUGGUCAAAUAUUGGACUUGCCUGCUGCAUUUAUAUUUAAUGACCGAGACGAUAAGAGAUGUAACUAUUGAUUCGGGUUUAGAAGCGUUUGUAAUUUGUAUCUGUGAUCAUAUGGAGAAUUUUGUUAAAUCGUUAGCAACGCUUAGCUGGAAUUUUUGUUCGAGACGCAUGAAAGCAGGCAAGGAAUAGGAUUCGAGGAUGUACUAGGGAGUGGUGUGAAGCAAUGCUUAAUAAGACUGCCUGACUUGAAGUGCAAAGCUUGACUUGCAUUGCAAACCGUUGUUGACGAUGAAUUUGACCGGGAAUAAUCCUUUCUGUUUAUUUCCAUUCAUUCUAUUAUUUAAUCUUUUAGCAAAAUUCAGGAAGUACAGAGCGAUUAGAGUCGUGCUUUUAUGUUUAUUGUCGCUAGCUGAUAAAGUGUUACCACCAAACAGCGAAUCAUUGGAUUAAGUAUCGCUCCUUGGUGAGGUCUUUCGACGUUUUAUUGUUAAGAUUUUUUAAUUCGACUCUAUGUCUAGGAAGGAGGGUUAUGAAAUUAAUAACGGAGAGGGAGAUGUUUGGACCGUAGAAAUUGAGUUUGUCGCUAGAGGUUUCCAGGCAGUUGACGAUAAACCCACCUAAGACCAACAUCGGAGUCCAGACGUGCAAUUGUUUAGUUAAGCAAGAUGUCGUGCGCUCGUCGCGAAUGAGACUGUACAUAAAAUGUAAAUAUGUAUAUCAACUCUAUUUUAUAAUAGGGCCAACCGACGAUCUUGGCAAUUGAAUAUCCUAUGAAGCUCGGUUCAUGCUAUAUGAAGAUAAAUAUAGGAUAAUUAUUAUCAUAAAAAAAAAACAAACCAACAAUAAAUCAGCAUGUGUAUACCUUAAUAAAA
Messenger RNA from Orussus abietinus, 7196 nucleotides. RefSeq lists its product as uncharacterized. The transcript has 2 exons. Gene Ontology annotation, cellular component: nucleus. Lineage: Eukaryota; Metazoa; Arthropoda; Insecta; Hymenoptera; Orussidae. The record is from RefSeq and is a predicted model, not a curated record. Bases 144 to 4316 code for a protein of 1390 amino acids.